CCCGCCAUCCUCCCAAUAUAAGCAUCAUCAUGUCAUGCCUUCGGGAGCUUUUUACUCGUAACUGACAACCCCCUUUUUAAUCUUUCCUUUUCCUCUCUCUCCCUCUUUUAUUCUUUUUUUUUUUUUUAUAGAUAAUUCAAACUCCAACUAUCACACUCAAAAAGAAAAAAAAAUCCGUUCUCUUUAGGGUUUAGGUAAAUAAGGGCUUGAAUUCAUCGCUCUAAAAGAUUCAUCGAUUUCGGUAUAAAUGAAGUUGAAGAUCAACAAAGCUUGCGAUCUGAGCUCCAUAUCUGUUCUUCCUCAUACAAGGAGAUCGAGCCUGGCACCGAGUGGACCACGAUCAUCGCAGCUUAGAUCUCAGCCAUCACAACAAUCAUUCUCACAGGGGAUAUCAUCUCAGCAUGCCUUGUUUUCUCAGAUCUCACAAAGCUCACUCGAUGAAGUCGUGACAACUGAUCAGUCUUUGCGUACUUCAUCGUUGCAGAGAUUUGGUUCUCAAGAACGAGAAAAUACUACCAAGAUGUUUUCUGGCUUGCCUUCAACCAACUUUACAAGGGAAGAUAGUCAAUUGCCGAUUUCUAGAUCUUCCACCAACCUAAUACGCAAAUGGAAUUCUGCUCCUGCUCCAGAGCAUAGAUGUCAAACUUCUGAAGAACUUGAGCACCUGCUUUCAAUGAUUGAAACUUCAUUAAACAGAUUUGGAAUGAUCUUGGAUACUGUUCAGAGUGAUGUAAUGCAAUUGAACAAAGGAACAAAAGAAGUGUUGCUGGAAAUGGAAGGGAUACAGCAGAAGUUGAUUGCUGAAGAUACCUCCUUACAGCUAAUGAACAAAGGUCAAGAAGUUAUCAAAGCCAGCCUUGAUGGCAGCAUGAAAGAAAUAUCAGAUCAACUAAACAAGGAUAUUUAUCGAGACAAGUUACAACAGAUCUUCUUGGUGCUUUCUGCAUUACCAGAACAGAUGGAAGUUUCUCUAAUCAAACUACAAAAUGAGCUUUGCAACACCUUCACCAACGAAAUAAAGGCAAUUGCUUGCAAUGUGAAGACACUCAGCAAAAAAGAUCCAGUUGCUACUGCUAUUCUACCUAAGUCUACUGGCUGUUGUGCAACUCCACAAACCAAAUCACAGGCAGUUAAGAAGCAAGCUGUGCCUCCAAAAGCUUAUGAGCAACCCAGUCUAGCUCCAAAUGUAGAAAAAGGAGGUUGGAAAUCUGUAAAAAUGAAACAAUCUACUAUAAAUGAAAGGGCAUCCUGUAAAGAGAACAAGAGGAAAGGAGUUUCUUCUGUUGAGCAGGAAACAUACAGAAUCUUAAUUGAAUCAGAUGAAGAGUUUGAUGGAGUUUUUUCCUGCUUGCUUGAUGACAAGGAAAGAGAUGACACAACAAACAUUUUGAUAGAGGAAGCAAAUGAAGAGACUGAACGAAUUUUGAGGAAAGCUAGGAGGCGAAAGAGAAAGUACAAUAAUCCCAUAAUUAUUAACUAAAGGUACUUAGGCAUAAGCAUAUUCAAGUAGUUACUUUUUUGUAGUUGCCACUCAGCUAAAUGUUUCUCUCUCUCCUUAGCAUAACUGUACUCUUUAGAGUGGGUUUAAACUUUCAGAAAACAAUCACUUUAGCAUCGAAUUUGAUCUCUUGUUUUUACUGCAUACACUGUAGCUCCCCUUGUGCUAUUAAUGGAUGAUGCAGUUCGAAAAUGAACAAUAAAAAUACCCAAAUAGGGAAUGAGGGAAAAUUUUGUGGGUUUUUCCCUUGACCGUAAAGGUGGCAAAGUAUUUCCCUUGGAUUGGGUUCCCAGGUAUUGAAAGGCUCAACUUAAGCCCAUUCAAACUGGCCUGUUUUAGUUCUAUAAUAUUACCAUUAAUGAUCAUCCCUGUCGUCGUUGUCAUUAGCACCAGCAAGAACAGACCAAUUCUAAAAAUGGACAUCCAAUAGAGUCCGACUAAAGAAAGUUUCACCCUAAUUUUCGUUUCGAAUUCUUUUGGCAAACGAGUCUUAUCCCUCGACCUUCAAAGCGAUGACAAAAACUUAUUAGCGAAGUUUUCUGUUCAAUUUUUAUACUUACAUGUUACCCGUAAACAAGGCUAGUCUAUUUUUGAGUUGAAUUUAAGAUAGCUAUAUUUAUGUUUUAGGAUUAAGAUCGAUUAUUGUUUUAUAAUUAGUCAUCAUUGUUAACUAGCCAACGUAAAAGCAACCAAUAAUUUUAAAGAUUCGGGUCGUCUACGGCACCAUAAGAGUCAUUCUUGAGGGCCAUUUUUCAAUUUGAGGCGGCGCAUUGAUGAACUUAUCAUCUGAUUUCAAAUGGGUUGCUUAUUUAUGAAAACUUGACAGGAUUACAAGGAAACGUUAUU
Messenger RNA from Durio zibethinus, 2344 nucleotides. RefSeq names its product putative recombination initiation defects 3. Gene Ontology annotation, cellular component: nucleus. Lineage: Eukaryota; Viridiplantae; Streptophyta; Magnoliopsida; Malvales; Malvaceae. Gene Ontology annotation, biological process: microsporogenesis; meiotic DNA double-strand break formation; chromosome organization involved in meiotic cell cycle. The record is from RefSeq and is a predicted model, not a curated record.